GCCGCCUCUGCACGCAAGCAACCACUGACCACUUGAAUAAUGUAUUUUUGUUGCCAGCCUCCUGGAAACAGCCUCAGUUACGGUCAACAACAAAUCCGACACUGGCUGCACCGGCGUGUCUCGGUAACUCGAGGCCACCACAACAACAACACAGGAACCAUCACAAGAUGCGUAACUCCGCACGACACUGAAGGGACGAACCCAAAUUCCACAUUUCUUUUCUUUCCCUUGCAAACUCCGGUGGAGAGCUCAGGAUGGGAUGUUCCACAAGCUCCCAGACUUCAGCGGUGGACUCGACCAAACCUGGAAUUAAACCAAAGGAGAGCAAUGGAACCAACACUACAGACACAGUGACGGCCAAUGGGAAUGCGGACAGCAGGACCGUUCCCGACCAGAUGCCGGCAGACUCCUCCGAUGUGAAGCCCACUGACGAUACGGCGACGGCAACAGCGCAGGAGGAGGAACUGCAGCUGAUGGAUGCCGAGGCAGAUGCCGCUCCUUCCGAGCCUCCGGCAGAGGCACCUCCAGAAAAUGCCUCAGCUCAAGCAGAAGCCACCGAUUCGACGGAACCAAAGCAAGAAACAACAGAGACACCAGCUUCAAGUGACUGAUGAGUCACAUCACCCACCAGACUGUACACAAACUUUCAUAUUGCCAAGAUGGAGAAGCUGUGACAUCAUCACUGUGUGCCUUCCCACACCGCGACAGCACUUAAUCCAUUUGAGAGAACGUUUUGCAUUUAUAGCCAAAUGCCAAAAAUUAUGAAUCAAUAUGGAUGUUAUUACCGUAAAAAGUGAAUGUUGGACACUUCAGUGCCCUACUAUAGUGGAAAAAUAAAUAUUUUAAAUUAAAUACAACUUUUUAUCCAAAAGAAAACGUUUGCUGCAAGUUGCAACAGCUGUCCCCUAUUUCAGCAGUUUACUAUUCUUACAGCAGGUCAAACAACCAGUAGAUUCCUUUAUUAUCAAAAGUAAUAUAAAAUAAUAAAAUUACAAUUAAUUUCCAUUCAUUUUCUUUCUCGCUCACUCGCUUUUUUAUUUUUUAAACAUUUCCGCAACACAUGUUAAACAUAAUUAAGAGUGAUUCAAAAUAUGUAAUAAAUAACCAAAUUCAAAACACUUCUUGGCCAUUUUUUUUUUUUAUUUGAGAUUGUUUUACAGUUGCAUGAAUGAAAGCCACUUAUGGCACAGCGUUACAUGACUUUGUUUUAAUUGUGUAACUCGUCAAACAUUGUACCACAGUCCAAAGAACUGGCAAAUUACGUGCUUUCUUCCAUUUUGUGGGGUUCUCUGUCAUUAGGCCAGUAUUGAAAGCGGCUGUACGAGCCUAGAGACAAAUUUAGAAAUCACAAAAUGCAUG
This is a messenger RNA of Syngnathus acus (greater pipefish), 1359 nucleotides long. RefSeq lists its product as uncharacterized. The coding region runs from base 255 to 611 and encodes 118 amino acids. NCBI's taxonomy places the organism in Eukaryota, Metazoa, Chordata, Actinopteri, Syngnathiformes, Syngnathidae. The transcript is spliced from 4 exons. The record is from RefSeq and is a predicted model, not a curated record.